GACAUUUGACAAUUUGACAUUGACAUUAUUGACAAUUUUCAAUAUUUUUCAUUUCGACUUUCGACUUAUUCGACAUAACGAUUUACGGUGUCACCAUUCAACGAUUUCGAUCUUAUGUACCUUUAAUUCAAAUCAAAAUAAAAUGUUGUUGUUGUCAAAUAUAUAACAAUAUCAAAAACUUAAUUUCAACGUAAAGUAAAUUUCAAUGUAAAAGAAAUCGAGAGUCACAUUAUUGUUUAUGUGUUGCCCAAAUAUUUUGUAAACACUGGGCUGUAAUUUGUAAAUAAUGGCACAAAGAAAAUCACUUGCACAAAACACAGAUCUUUUCCCUCGGGAAAUAGAUAUUGAGAUAUGUUUGAAAACGUUGAAAAUAUAUCAAAAGUUAGAGGGAGACGUUAACUGUGUUGUUUGGGACGCAGCAUUAGUACUUGCGAAGUACCUUGAAACUAUGUGCCAGAACAAACCAGAAUUUCUCAGCGGGAUAAGAGUUCUUGAAUUAGGUUCUGGAGUAGGUGUUGUCGGUCUCACUGCUGCUACAUUAGGUGCACAAGUAACAUUAACGGAUUUACCGGAGGCCCUACCUUUGAUUCGUCUAAACAUCAAUGAAAACAAAGCAAAGAUAGGUAGUAUGGGUGGUUAUGCAAUAGCAGAGUCUCUCAUAUGGGGAGAAAGCAGCUCUCUUUUGGAUGAUGAAUUUGAUGUUGUGGUUUUGGCAGACUGUGUUUACUAUGAAGAGGCUGUUGACUCACUUAUUCAAACUCUAAAAAGUUUAACAAACACAUCAUCUAAGAAACCUGUUAUGUAUUUAACACAAGAGAUGAGAGAUUCUGAUACACAGAGGGAACUAUGGAGUUCAUUUUAUGGAAAGUUAACAGACAACUUUAACGUGGAUAAAAUUCCUGAGGAAGAACAACACAUUAAUUACAGAAGUGCUGAUAUAUUAUUGUUAAGGAUAAGUAAAAAAUGAUGUAUAAAUAUCAUUCACAACAUACAGGAAUAUCAAUUGGGUACAAUUUACGAUAACAAUUUUUUGAUAUAUUUUUCUUUUUUCUGCAGUUUAGUCAACAUGAAAUUUCUUGCCAACAUCUUGCCAUUUAAAAAAUUCAUCACUAUAGGCCCACCAGUUUGGUCGUGAAUAUAAAUUCCAAAUAGGGUUUCUUUUGCAUUUAUUAUAUUAGCAAUUAAGAAUAACCAUAGAAUACAGGUGUAAGAUGUGUUUAUGUAAUUGUUAAGUAGAUACUAAGUAUCUACAUGUUAUUAAAAUAUGUUAGUUAUUAAUUUUAAAUGGAAAUCAAGUGGGCUCUAGAAUUAGUAAGUAGGAAACAAUGAUAAAUCAACGGAAUCAACUUAGUUGAACUAAAUAUUAAUAAUGCCUAAUUAAUACCUGAAUGUAAAUUUUGCUUAGCAUACAUGGUUUAUCCAUUUUAUUCACAUUGUAGUGCCUCAUAUUAAAUUAACAAUAUUUUAUAGCUGAGCUAUAUUUCACUCAAACUUGCAUUAUUUUGCAGCAAUUGAAUUAUUAAUAAGCAACUUUUACGGGUAUUUAUCUAAAUAAGCAUGAUAUUUAAUAUUAGGUAAAUUGCAUAGUAGGUGAUCUAUGUAUGGAGGUAUGAAUUUUACUGGGUAUGCAAUAAAUAUAUAUUGGUUAAGAUAAUUAGGCUUUCAUUAGUGAAUUUCGACAUUUUUAUAUUUUUAAUUCUUUUACUUUUUUAAGUUGGGUGUACAUAUGUUUGUGCAGAAUUGUUAUUUAUUUAUUCUCAGUUCUCAGCACAAAAUCUUGGAACUAUAUUUAUCAAUAUCAAUAUGGUUAAUUGUAGGGUGGAUAGUUAAAAACUAUAUUUUAUUAAAUAAAAUAGAGACAUGGAA
Messenger RNA from Spodoptera litura, 1866 nucleotides. RefSeq names its product protein N-lysine methyltransferase METTL21D. NCBI's taxonomy places the organism in Eukaryota, Metazoa, Arthropoda, Insecta, Lepidoptera, Noctuidae. Gene Ontology annotation, cellular component: cytosol; protein-containing complex. The record is from RefSeq and is a predicted model, not a curated record.